Messenger RNA from Hemibagrus wyckioides, 2777 nucleotides. RefSeq names its product tripartite motif-containing protein 16-like. Gene Ontology annotation, molecular function: protein binding; zinc ion binding. NCBI's taxonomy places the organism in Eukaryota, Metazoa, Chordata, Actinopteri, Siluriformes, Bagridae. The transcript has 7 exons. The coding region runs from base 93 to 1820 and encodes 575 amino acids. The record is from RefSeq and is a predicted model, not a curated record.
UACACAGAAAGCCAGGAAGUAAAUUUUAGUGAACAAGAAACUCAGAGUGCUGCUCCCUUUCUCUUUCUCUUGCUCAGCGUGUAAGUAAGAAAAUGGCAGAGGCCAGUAUUUCGGUAGAUCAGGAUCAGUUCAUGUGUCCAGUGUGUCUGGAUCUCCUGAAGGAUCCGGUGACUAUCCACUGUGGUCACAGUUUCUGUAAGUUGUGUAUUAAUGGCUGCUGGGAUCAGGAGGAUCAGAGUGGAGUUUAUAGCUGUCCUCAGUGCAGAGACACUUUCACUCCAAGGCCUGUUCUACGCAGAAACAACAUGCUGGCUGAAGUGGUGGAGAAACUGAAGAAGACUGAAGUCCAAGCUGCUUCUCCUGCUCACUGUUACACUGGACCUGGAGAUGUGGAGUGUGAUUUCUGCACUGGGAGAAAACACAAAGCCGCCAAGUCCUGUCUGAUGUGUCUGGCCUCCUUCUGUGAAACUCAUCUGAAACCUCACUAUGAAGUUCCUGGAUUGAAAAAACACAAAUUAGUCGAAGCUUCUGGAAAUCUUCAAGAGAAGAUCUGCUCUGAACAUGAUGAAGUGUUGAAGAUCUACUGUCGUACUGACCAAAGCUUCAUCUGUUAUCUGUGUACGAUGCAUGAGCACAGAGGUCAUGACACAGUCGCAGAUGCAGUAGAAAGAAGUGAAAAACAGAGUGAGUUAAAGGAGGAUCAGAUGAAAUUCCAGCAGAGAAUCCAGGAGAAGCAGAAGAAGGUGCAGGAGCUGAAACAGACUGUGAACACUAUAAAGAUCAGUGCACAGACAGCAGUAGAUGACAGUGAGAUGAUCUUUACUGAGAUGAUCAGCUCCAUGGAGAAAAAGCGCUCGGAGGUGACGGAGCUGAUCAGAGCUCAGGAGAAGGCUGAACUGAGUCCAGCUGAACGACUCCUGGAGCAACUGGAGCAGGAGAUUGCUGAUCUUCAGAGGAGAGUCACUGAGAUGGAGAAGCUUUCACACACACAUGAUCACAUCCACUUCCUCCAGAGUUUCCAGUCUCUCCGUGUCUUUUCUGGAUGUGACGACUCAUCCAGCAUCACUGUCAAUCAACAUCUCUCAUUUGAUGGAGUGAGGAAAUCUCUCUCUGACCUGAAAAAGGGAUUCCAGGAAUUCUGCAAGAAGGAAUUCAUCGAAAUCCCUGAAUGUGCAUCUGAUUUUCCGUCUCUAUUUUUCUGUGUCUCCACAAAUGCAGCAGUUCAGAUACCCUCAGAACCAAAGAGCAGAGAAGAUUUUCUACACUAUUUUUCUGAUCUGACUCUGGAUCCCAACACAGUAAAUUAUAAACUUAUUCUAUCUAAGAAGAACAGAGCGGUGAAGAGCAGUGAGAGAAAGCAGCGAUACUCUGAUCAUCCAGAGAGAUUCGACUACUACAGUCAGGUGUUGUGUAAGGAGAGUGUGUGUGGACGCUGUUACUGGGAGGUGGAGUGGAGCAGUGAUGGAUGUGUGUACAUAUCCGUCUCAUAUAAAGACAUCAGAAGGAAAGGAGAUGGUGAUGAAUGUUGGUUUGGACGCAGCAAUCAGUCCUGGAGUCUGCAAUGUUCUUCUUCUUCUCUAACUUUCUAUCACAACAACAUUAAGUCUGAUCUCAGAGUUCCAUCAUCCUCCAGAAUAGGAGUUUAUGUGGAUCACAGUGCAGGAACUCUGUCCUUCUACAGCGUCUCUGACACCAUGAAGCUCCUCCACAGAGUCCACACCACAUUCACUCAGCCUCUAUACGCUGGAUUCUGGCUGCCUUGUUAUGGAUCAUUUGUGAGGUUUGAUAAUGUAGCUAACAAGCAAGUUGAAUGUGUCUGACCAAAUCACUGAAACAACUGCCUCUUCUGACAAGCCAGGUGCUUCCUCAAGACCAGUGUUUAAAACAAGUGUGGAAAUAUGCCAAUUAUAUUGUCCAACGUGAAGUCAGGUGAGACAAGACCAUUAAAAGGUAUGUACUUCAAAGAAUUCCCAGAUUCUAAUUCUAAGAAGGGAGAAGUUUCAAAAAUUUGUCAAAGUGAUGCAAUUUCUUCUCAGGGAACAGGCUUACAUAUGUAACUUGAGGAUUUCUCUUUCAAGGGAACUCUAAUGAUGCAUUAUGGCUUGACUCUAUGAGAAUGUCAGUACCAGUAUUGCCACAUUGAAGAAGCAUUGCUGGGUGCAGACCUGAUCAACCUUGAAAAACCUGGGAUCCUGGGUUUAGUCCAAGUCCAAACUGUAAAAACCUGAUAAAUGUGUGCGAAAAUGACAAGACUGACACAGAACAAACAUUGUGUAAGGAUGCACUGGAGGCAGGCAUAGCAGAAUCCAUUUGCAGAUCUUUAUUAUAACAAAAACGGCAGGCAAGAAUCAGUAAAGAUAUGGCUAGACAAAAGGGUCGAAGACUGGGGAAUCAAACACACUCGAAACUGAAAUCAAAAACACAAAACCGAGACUCAUAGUAGACUGGAACAGGCAAGGAUCAUACACAUGGUAGUCAAAGAAUCAAUAUACAAAGGCUUGGUAUGAAAUCUAGAAAGAAUGAUACUUCGCAGAGAACAAAAGGCAGCGUGCUUCUUAAAUACCCGAGUAACACCGGAAGUGAGUUCGAGAGUGUCAAUACUCAGACAAUGGCCCCCUCUGGCAUUCUGGUUCAAAUUCAAAUUUUAUUGGUCACACACGAAAUCAUACACAGUAUGACAUGUAGUGAAAUGCUUUUUACGACUGUCUUACACAAAAAGAAAGAGUAAAAAAAAAAGAGAUAAAUUUAAAAUUUAAAGUGUGGACAGUGUGGAAAGU